UCUCUCUUCUCGCAAAAUUUUCACAUGCUCACACAACCAAAUGUGGCAAACAGUUUCCGCACUCUCACAUUCGAGAUCACAUGUAUCCGUGCGACAGCUACAGUCCAAAAUGAAAUUCAGUUAAUCAAUUAGCCGUGACAAACGCUCAAAACAACGAAUUGUUCUCUUUUUUUUUUAUUCUGGCUGUUUUAGUUUGAUUGUUGCAAUUAUUUGACGUACGAAAUUCGGGUGUCGAGAUUUUCUUCACUCCGUGUUUGUGCUGUGGUUUUUCUUCUUCUCGUAUUGCUGGACAAAAACGAAUUUAUUCACAGGCACGUGCAAAUGCUCAAUAAUUAAUUAAAAGUGAAGUGGUUUUUGAAAUAGUAGUCAUCGUUCGUUAUCGUCGUCAUCAUUGUCGUUGUCAUUGUUGUUGUCCACUCGCUCUCGCUCUCUUGCAAUCGGUGCAAUAAUGGAAAAUAAUUUGUCCGCGUGUUAGUUUUGAAUCAAGUGAAACCAAUUGAAUGAGUGUUACACGAGUGCGCGGAUUGUGUAUAGUUCCAGUGCCAGUAUUUAUGAGAAGCUGUGAAACAAAUGUGUAAAUGAAUGCAAUUUAUUUUAAUGCAUUUGAUUCACUUUAAAUUGAAAAUAUAUGUGGCGAUGGUGUCAUAUUAGAUGGAGUGCAUUGUGUGAGGCUCUUGUAAUGAACUCGCUGACGCUGCUAUUGCAAUUAGACUAAAAUACAAAUAUUCAGCGCCCCAAUUUUCCAUGAAAGAGACGCAAACAAGAACAACAGCAACAACAGAAAACGAACCAAAUCACAUAUCGAAGCUGGUAGCACGCUCGUUUGCAGCGAAAAAAAGUCACAAACUUUAGUUUCGUGUCGCUGAUUAAAUAUGCAUAAAACCGCUUUUAAACUGACCACACAAAUUUAUAAAAGUUGUGAACCUGUGUAUUGAUUACAUCGAAACAAAAUUUAUUAAGGUCAUGAAAAAUUAAUGAGUUGAAGCAAACAAGAACAAAAAUAACAACAAUAACAACACACACACACACACACAGCUAGUAAAUAAUUUAUUCGGUGAAGUUUUGUUGUUGGUGAAAAUAAAAUGAAUUUCAUUUGAAAUUCGCUAGCUUCCAACUGCAGGCGAGUCGAACUUUUGUGACAAGUGACUCGGUUUGUUUUUCUCCUCGAAAACACUCAAUCGUUAAUGUGCACCGUGUAUCCAUCAGCGUACUACGACCAAAAUGAACACACGAAAUUUGGUAACAUCGUUAUCACAAACUCUGGACACCAGUUGCACGGAUUUUCCCGAUGGCUUCGAGGAAACGCAACAGCUACAGGGUUCAGCGGACUCGAAUUAUUCGCAGCCUUCGUCCGAUCUAUCGCUAGAUGAGGAAAAAGAAUCGCUUCGACGAGAAAAGGAGCGGCAAGCGUUAAGCCAAUUGGAGAAAGCACGAAAUAAACCUGUGGCAUUUGCUGUUCGAACAAAUGUGUCAUAUGAUGGCAAUAUUGACGAUGACUCACCCGUACAUGGAAGUGCUGUAUCAUUUGAUGUUAGGGACUUUCUUCACAUUAAGGAAAAGUAUGACAAUAACUGGUGGAUCGGCAGACUGGUCAAAGAAGGCUGUGAUGUUGGAUUCAUACCUAGUCCAGUUAAAUUGGAACACAUACGAAUGCAGGCAUCGGCAGCAAGAUCAUCGAGACUGUACGCAACAAAAGGCUCAUCUAGUGGUAAUUUAGGUGGAAAUGCAGAAGCGUCACGUGGUAGCACACCGCCAACACCUGGCGAUGAGUCUGAUUCAAUGGGUCCAUCACGACACGGUAAAACGCCGUUAGCAACGCCUCCAACCAAGGAGAAACGAAAGCCAUUCUUUAAAAAACAGGAAACUUCGUCACCGUACGACGUGGUGCCGUCAAUGCGACCAGUUGUUCUAGUGGGUCCAAGUCUGAAAGGUUAUGAAGUCACCGAUAUGAUGCAAAAAGCUUUAUUCGACUUUCUUAAGCAUCGUUUCGAAGGCCGAAUCAUCAUCACACGUGUUAUGGCUGAUAUUUCAUUGGCAAAACGUUCAUUAAUGAAUAAUCCAUCAAAACGGGCAAUCAUGGAACGAUCGAACAGCCGUUCAUCGUGUUUAGCCGAAGUUCAAGCGGAAAUUGAACGAAUUUUUGAACUGGCACGAACACUACAAUUGGUCGUAUUAGAUUGUGAUACCAUUAACCAUCCGUCACAAUUAGCAAAAACUUCACUAGCACCGACGAUAGUCUAUUUAAAAAUUACUAGCACUAAGGUAUUACAACGUUUAAUCAAAUCGCGUGGUAAAGCCCAGGCGAAAAAUUUGUCUGUACAAAUGGUAGCUGCUGAAAAAUUGAGUCAAUGUCCGCCGGAAAUGUUUGAUGUGAUAUUAGAUGAAAAUCAGUUAGAGGAUGCUUGUGAGCAUAUAGCUGAAUAUUUAGAGGCUUAUUGGCGUGCGACACAUCCACCCGAACGAACUCAAGCAGCAACAAUAUCCCGAAACUUACCAUCGCAAGAGGUAUCGCCAACUGGCGAUGCCGACCGAAUGGGACCACCAGAGCGAGAACAAUACGGAAAUCGUAAUGAUAGAGAUAGAGACAGAGAUAGAGAACGAGGCCCAUCGUAUCAUCACAAUCGGCGUGCAAUCCAGGAACGAGAACGGGUUGAACGGGAUCGUGAAAGGAUCCAUGCACGUGAACGCGAACUGGCCGCUCAAUAUGACCUGCACGACGACGAAAUCCUUAGCAAUCGCGGCCAUUUGAACACAAUGCCAGCGACCACACACAUUCGACACACAAAUGAGGAUCGAGAAUUGUCGCGUGAUGAUCGAUAUCCAUUAACGGCACAAUCAUCGCAUUUAGCAUCGGCAAACCGGCGAGAUCGAACCGCCGACGAUUACAGUCCGCACCGUGGCGGUGGGAGCAACAGAAGAGUGCUGAACGCCAUGUAGGAGUCGUGGAUUUAGGAGUGGCCACAAGUCGACGACGAUUUUGAUGAUUGAAGAUGUUUUCGCUGGUUUUUUUUUCCUUUUUCUUUUGCAUUUAUUCACAGUUUCAGUGUUCUGAGUACGAAUCUUCUGUUUAACCUCAUCCAAAAACGUUUGGAUGGUUUUACUCUCUUUUGUUGAUUCAAGUUUUUCCCUGUGAUUUUAUAGUUACUGUGACUGUUUGAAAGAAGUGGUUUUAAAAUGCCAAAAUGUUAACAACUUAGCUGAAACGAAACGCACGACGUAACACCAUUUCCACCACCAAGACCAAUAGAAUAAUCCGUAGUCCAUAUACUUUUCGAAAGUUAAUGAAAAAACAAAAACUAAACAAAAGAAGAAAAUCCAUGUGCCAAAAAAAACUUAUUUUCCAGUUUUUAGAGACUGAAAUCAGAGUAGAGAUUUCGCCAUUUCACCCGUCGAAACUUCUCGUUUUGCAAAAGAAUCCAACUCAAGUGUAAAUAGAAUUUAUUUUGGCAAAGUUUGGCAUCAAAAACUUUGCGUUUGAUCAGCUCUUGUGUACAAUAUAUUCUAAAUGUUUGCACACAACAAAAAUGUAGCGAAUGUUCGAGUGCAUGAUUCCGAGUGUGUUAUUUGAGAGCCAAAGUUUGGUAGAAUAUGUUCAGAGACGUUUAACUGCAUUUUUACUUUGAUUUACUACGAAAAGUGUGGUGCAAACAUUAGAUAUGGCGAAAUGAAUGAACUCGAGCUUGAAGAAUAAUUCCGACAAGAGCAUUGAAUUCAUACAGCAUCCAUGCGUCGUGCGGAACAGUUACAGCUUACUUCCAUUUAAAAUGGAUCCAAAAUGAGUUCGUAUCGGUUAUUAUUGGCAUCAAAUUGACUAAUGCAUUAGUGAUGACCGCCCAUGCUUAUUUAAAAUACUUUUUAGUGAACUGCAUAUGCGUAGAACUGACCAAUUUUAAUCUAGUUUUCCUUAUGUCAUAGUUUCCGUUUUUAUUUUCAUUUUGAUCGAAAAGGAAAAAAAAACUAUCUUCAAAAAUCAAAAUCCAAUGAAACAUCAACAAAUUCCGUAAUUGCUGACCGAAUCAAUUGGUUGGCGAAGGAAGAAUCAACAAUUAAACACACACAACAUUCAUUAGGCAUUUAGACACUAGCAGAUUGUAUAUUUGAUUGGUAAUUUGUCGUUAGUUUGUGACAUGACUAAGAAAAUCGUUGAUAUUCUAAAAAAAAGAAAGUUUUUUCAGUUGUGGUCAAUCAAUGUGGCCUGCCUAUGUUCGUGAUGAAUUUCGGUUGGUUUCUGUGCAUUUUGUCUAUUGAAUUUGAUAUUGGGAAAAUAUUCGAUGUGUGUUUAAUUUGAUUUGUCGUCUUGUUCCACUCCUAAGUACUUUGUAUGUCGUAUCUCACCGCCAUCGAAUGUCAACUGUGUGGUGAACGGGCGCAAUGGUCGAGUGCAACCCACAGAACUUGGGCAUUAUUCCACGCUGCGCCAAAAGCAUGACAUACAAUUAUUCAAUGACAUUAAAUUAAGCAAAAAAAUUCAUUAUCUUCGUUUGGAUAUUUGAGUUUUUCGUCGAAUUUAUUGUCAUUAGUUUUAAUAAAUUUGGUUUUUUUUCCAAAACAAACAACCAACAAAAUAGAUGAAUUCUAUUGCGAAUGAAUGUAAAAUUGUUACCGAAGUUUUACGCAGAGAAUCCAAGACAUUCAUGCAAAACUUAGCAAAACCCUUUGAUGGAGUCUAAUUUGAAAGUAAAUGAGAUCUAGUUAAAAAAAAAAGAGAAGUGAAAAUUUAAACAAAUAAAAUCGUUGAACUACAAGAAAAGAAUGAAAAGUUGAGAAAAAAGCUUUAUACCGAUAAGUAAUCGAUUUCAGUAAUUUAUCAUUAGAAAAAAAAAAUACAUUUUGAACAAAAAGAAACUCACACACAUUGAAAAGAUGAAGAAAAAAAAACAAAUACAAUUUUUCUGCGGCGAAUAAAUAAUCUAGUUGUAAACGAUCUACACAAAAAAAAAAUAUUACGGUUAUUUCGAUGAUGAGAUUAAAAAUAUGUCGGUCACUGUUUUUUUGUAUACAUUUUCUCUUAUAAAUAAUACAAUCAUAUUCAUAAAGAUUUGUUUAAGUCAAACACACACAUUUGAACCAGAAAUACACAGAGUAUUUGCCCGGAAUCUAGAGAUUGUUGGCUUAUGCGUGCGCAAAAGGUUAAAUAGAACAAAAAAUAUUUAAGAAAAAAUGGAAGAAAAAUAAGAUGAACUAACCAAAUUUGUAAAUAUUAUUGUAUUAGAUUUAAUGAAACAAACAAGUAAAUCAUAAUCUUAUUGAGCUUUCGAUUUAUAGCAAAACAGAAUGCAAAUGCAAUAGACGAAUUUCAAAUCCUUCGAUUGAAUAAACAGAAAAUAAGAAACAAACAAAGAAGAAGUAAAACAAUCGCCACCGCAAGCUUGGUGAAUAUCCCCUUCGAAUGCACUCAUUUCAUGUCUAUAACUAUGCGCGCGCGCACAAAAUGCAUAGAAGCGACACGCGUUCCACGGUCGGUGUUGUUGUGUUGUUUUCUUUUUCUAACUAUCUCUCUAUCGACCGAGAAGAGCGUGACGAAAAACUCGAUUUUUAAUCCAACACAAAUACUAUUUGCAGUUUUUAGCCAUGGACCACGAAAUGCUCUUAAAUUGUCCAACUGUCGUCUUUUUGUGUUCAAAACUCUUUCGAUACAUUUUCCAACAUACGAACAAGUAACCAGGGAAACAACACUCUAAUGUCUCCUCUUGCUUUUGCUCUCUGUCUGUCUCUGAAUCAGAGACUCUGAUGACCCAGAAAUUUAAACAAGUAUCAUCUGGGAUGAUUCAUCCUCUUGAAAUUUUUGGGCAAACAAUCGGGCGAACCAUUUGAACAGACUUUGUUCAUUUUGUCCAAAAUCACACAAUCCCAACUAACCCAUUACUUACCAAGCAUUUGAUUUCUUGUACACAAGGUUCGAUUUUUUAAAAACUUGUUAAUCAAUGGGUUAAGAGCAAAAAGACGAGAGAGGGUAUCAUUAUUUUGUUGUAUUUGGAACUUAAUUUGAGAUUCAAUUGGUUAUAUCACAAACGAAAGAGCCGCAAUGAACACAUGAACGGGAUAAAGAGAAAGAACAAGUAAAAAAACUAAAUACUUACUUAAAAUAAAAAAAGCUACCAAUUGCCUUGCACUGAAUUAUUUUAAUUGUAAAGUAUCGAUUUUUUUCUAUAUUCAAAAUGCAUUGAAGAUGAGAUGAAACGAUAAAAGAAGUUAGCUAAACAAAAAUGGGAGAAGGAAAAAAUAGAAACACACACAAAUAAAUGCUGGGACAACCCAAAAGGAGAUAGAAUUUAGCCAACAAUUUGUAUUUAAAAAAAAUAACAUUUAAAAAACAAACCUUAUAGAUAAACCUUUUUCGUGCGAUAAAAUUUAAUGAAAAAACCAAAAUAUUGUUCUAGUCGAAUGAAGAAAUGAGAGGAAACAAAUGUACGGAAUCAAAGCAAAACAAUCUUUUAAACAUAGAAUUUCCAAUAAUUUUCAUUGUCGUUUUUGCUACGUGCUCACAACAUCAUCAUCAUCAUCAUCGUAAUCACCUGACUACUGCUGUACAGGCUGAAUAUUCAUUCCAAGUUCGUUUUAUUUUUCGUUUCACCCGGAAUUCCCAAACGCUUUUUUCUCUCAAAAUCAACGAUACUCUCUAGAACAGAACGUAUCGUUUUGGACUAUAUAACGACAAAGAAAUGCCCUAAUUUGUAAUUUUUCCAUUGCUUUUAAUGCUUCGAAACAACAGAAAAUAUUCAAAAAAAAUAUGAAACAAAAUGAAUCGUUGACAAUUUCCUUUUGAACAUGAAUUUAAAGAUUUAAACUAGCAAAUAUCGAGAGAUCACACGCCCAUUUCAGCUGAAAUUGUUUUUUAGACUACAGUUUUGUUGAAAAUGUGUGCAAAGUUUUUUUUUCGAAGAUGAAUUAAAAAAAAAGUAAAUAAAAACAUUUCUAUUGAUAUUAGAAGAAGAAGAAAAAACUACAAAAAAUUAAAGAAAAAAAGUAAAUCUAAAAAUUGAAACGAUAUCUAGAUAGCCUACAAAUGAAAAAUUUAUUCAUUUUUUUCAAAAAAGAAAUAAAAAAAAAAGAAGAAAAAAAAUGAAAAAUACUGUAAGAAAGGAAAAGCAGCCGAAUAAUUGAACAAAAAUGCCAUAUUUCUGGGCAACAGAUAUAGAAGUGGUGUUGUUGGUUUUUUUUCCCUUUAUGACGACGAUUUCGAUCAAGUGUAAUGAUAAAUCUUCUGUAUUCUGAUGCUUUACAACCACAUUUUGUAAAUAAAUGUAUAGCGAAUGAAAUUUCGGAUUCUAAUCUCAAUUCUCAACAAAAUUGAAUAAAUAUAUCUAAGGAGGCUUUAGCUUCUAGUACUUUGAAUCGUAACGAGACACACACAAACACAACCAUCUCAAAAUGCUGAGAGCGAGUGGCGCGCCGAGAUUUCUCUCUCUAACUCUUGCACAUACUCAUUACUCACACCGAAACCAGAUAAAUGGUCAGAUUAAAAUAAAUGACAUUGUAUUGCUUACACAUCGAAGAACCCAUAGCUCAUACAUAAAAUCAGAUCUCUCCGGAACCAACAAAAUGAACCAAAUAUCUAUAGAGAACAUCUUUUUAAAAAAGAAAACAAAAUGCACUUUUUAUAGCUGUCGUUUCAGUUGACAUCGUUUAGUUUACAAUGCGUUUAUUAUUAUCAUGAUGAAAAGAAAGAAUAAAUAAGCAAAAUAUAUGAGGUUGUUGU
Molecule: messenger RNA, 7699 nt
Organism: Sitodiplosis mosellana (orange wheat blossom midge)
Lineage: Eukaryota; Metazoa; Arthropoda; Insecta; Diptera; Cecidomyiidae
Gene: Ca-beta
Product: voltage-dependent L-type calcium channel subunit beta-2
Exons: 12
Coding region: 1222-2937 (571 amino acids)
Biological process (GO): chemical synaptic transmission; regulation of voltage-gated calcium channel activity; calcium ion transmembrane transport
Cellular component (GO): voltage-gated calcium channel complex
Molecular function (GO): high voltage-gated calcium channel activity; protein binding
Source: RefSeq, a predicted model, not a curated record